This is a messenger RNA of Aspergillus glaucus CBS 516.65, 836 nucleotides long. RefSeq lists its product as uncharacterized. Bases 246 to 455 code for a protein of 69 amino acids. The record is from RefSeq and is a predicted model, not a curated record. The transcript has a single exon. Lineage: Eukaryota; Fungi; Ascomycota; Eurotiomycetes; Eurotiales; Aspergillaceae.
CUUGUGAUGGUUGUCAAUAUUAUUUAUUAAAUCUCGUCGCCUCUCUCGUCUCUAUCCCAUUCAUUCCUUCAAGUCAUUCAUCCUGACUACACACACACACACACACAUAACCAACUCGAUCAAUCCUUUAUUACCUACACAUUCUCAACCUCCGCCCCAGCCUCAUUUACUUCCUUAAGGCUCGAACAAAAUACUCUACAAUUCUCUACUCCGAUACAAAAAAACACAUACGAAAGCAAAACAACAUGAGUUCGCCCUCAGUCCAAGUCCAACCCUCCGGCGCCACAGGCAACUCCGCCCCAGGCACAGCAUCAAAUUUUGACAUUGUGCGCUGUUCGCGUUGCCAGCGGUCGAUGAGCCUGGAGAAAGACGAAAAGACACCUGGUGUGGUCCGAUUCGGCAUGAAUUCCUACUAUUGCAGUCGUUGCGCCUCCAUGGUCGGCUAUCCCCGUUAAAACGAUGGAAUUCGGCAAUAAAAAUGAGUGAGGGGAGGAUGGUUAUGAACACACAAAAACCGACUGGCACACUUGAUUUUGCUGGUUAUUACAUUCAUCUGUCUCGAGUCUCGACGACUUGUUUGGGUACAAUCUGUGCGGGCACAGAUUUUUCACGUUUCUUUUCGUUCGGGCAUCGAUCUCAGCGCGUUCCACACUACACGACACUACAACUGCAGGAGGGUACAUAUGAAAACUGGCGAUACGGUCGGUGUCUGAAAUUACUCGACUCGACACGAUCAAUUUGGACAUGAUAUGAAAUUUGUGGUGGAUGGAACCGGAGACUCGAUGGGAAUUUUUUGGCAUCUUUUUUUUUUUUUUUCCUUUUUCUUUUUUUUUUUU